This is a messenger RNA of Scomber japonicus (chub mackerel), 1787 nucleotides long. Its product is annotated as ankyrin repeat and SOCS box protein 2-like. Gene Ontology annotation, molecular function: protein binding. The record is from RefSeq and is a predicted model, not a curated record. Gene Ontology annotation, biological process: intracellular signal transduction. The transcript has 8 exons. NCBI's taxonomy places the organism in Eukaryota, Metazoa, Chordata, Actinopteri, Scombriformes, Scombridae. The coding region runs from base 1 to 1752 and encodes 583 amino acids.
AUGAUCGCAGUCAGCAGAUCCAGGUCUCUUUACAAGAGGCUACAUGCGGAUAUCAUAGACAGGUUGGCUGUCUAUUCCCUGAGUGUCCCCACUUCACCCAACACCACAACAAACCUGCUCAGGGAUGUGGACCAGGUGGUCUUUGCCAUCAGGAGAGGGGAUGUGGGGGCCAUUAAUGAUCUGGCAACAUCCACACCUCACAGCCUGAUGAAGGAGAACAAUGAUGGGUGGAUACCUUUGCAUGAUGCUGCCUUCUGUGGACAGACUGAAUGCUUGAAGAUCCUUCUUAGGGCCCAUCCAGGAUCAGUUGACAAACGUACCUUACAGGAACAGACGGCCUUGCUGCUUGCUGUGUCUUGUGAACACUUGUCAUGUGCGCGGUGCCUUCUAGAGGCAGGUGCUGACCCUGACAUUGGCAGUAAGAACAAAGAAACGCCUUUGUACAAAGCCUGUGAGUUGGAGAACGUGAACAUGGUGAGCCUCAUUCUCUCAUAUGGGGCCACCGUGAACCAGCGGUGUGGCCAGGGCUGGACGGCCCUCCAUGAGGCCGUAUCCAGGAACAACACAGAGAUCUGUGAGCUACUAAUAAGAGCCAGGGCCGCAAUCAACCCCCCAAACACAUACAGCAUCACACCACUCACUGUAGCAGCUCAGCGAGGACAGAUGAGGGCGCUGUGUUACCUGAUUGGAAAAGGUGCUGAUGUGAACAUGCAGACAUGUGAUGGUGUCACAGCACUGCAUGAGGCCAGUAAAAAUGGCCACAAGGAAAUUGUAGCAGUGCUGUUGACUAAAAAUGCAGAUGCAAACAAACCCACGAACUCAGGACUGCUGCCUCUACAUGUUGCUGCCCAAUAUGGACACCACGAGAUUGUGUCCAUGCUCGUCUCAGUGACAAGUCGAGCCAGGAUUCGCCACAGUUGGAUCAGCCCCCUCCACCUGGCAGCAGAGCAUAACAGACACACAGUGGCAGCUGUGCUGCUCAAGACAGGUGCAGAUGUAAAUGCUAAACUGGCCCACAGUCACUCCAUCCAGUAUGCUGAUGGACGUGUAACAGCCCUCAGCUUUGCUAUUGCCAAUGGCAGCACUGAGACAGCAGAGGUGUUACUGAACGCUGGCGCUAGUUUAAGCCUGGACCCAGUUAGUCCUCUAUUGAUGGCUGUACGGCAGGGCUGUGUCAGCACUGUGUCCUUACUGCUGGAGAGAGGGGCCGAUGCCAACGCCAGAAUCCCCUCUUACGCCACAUUUCCUGCUGUUGUUGCACUCUGCAUGAAUAACCUGCCUCUACUCAAGUGCCUUUUGGACAAUGGCUGUGAUGCCCUUUCCUGCUUCACCUGUACAUAUGGCAAGGCAUGUCACCCAACAUCAGCUGAAUCCCAUAUAAGAACCUUUGGUGGUAAUGGAUAUGAUUUGCAUAGUCAUGGCAUUCGCCCUUUAAACUGCACUGAACCACCAGAAAAAGCAACACAGUUCUGUGAGUGGAUUUCAACACCAGUUAUGUGUAAAUGGGCAGGACCGAUUAUAGAUUUGAUGCUGGAGCAUGUCGGUCAUGUUCAACUGUGCAGCAAGCUCACUGAACUCCUGGACAGUCGAGAAGAAUGGCUCACUGUUAAGAAGAAGUUGUUGUCACCUCGUCCACUGCUGCACUUAUGCAGGACAAGGAUUCGGACCCAAGUGGGGACACAAAGACUGAGAUCUCUCACAAGCCUACCUCUGCCAGACAGACUAAUCAGAUACCUGAACCUGACUGACUGACUUGAAGAUGAACUUUAAGUAACAUUAGCAGCAGA